AUGAGAGCUCCACGCUCGCUACCUCCUGCGCUGACAACCAGAUCACGUAAGUGGUGUGGGAGUGGUGGCAGUGGUGGUGGGAUUGGUUGUGGGAGCGGUGGUGGGGGGAGUUGGGGUCAUCAGCAAGUGCCACCCGCUCCCAGCUUGUGCGUUGUCCCCAGCCAAUCACGUCCAUUGAGUGGAGCCCGCAUGAGAGCUCCACGCUCGCUUCCUCCUGUGGCGACAACCGGAUCACGCAAGUGGUGUCGGAGUGGUGGGUGGGGGGAUCACGUAAGUGGUGUGGGAGUGGUGUGGGAGUGGUGUGGGAGUGGUGGUGGGAGUGGUGGUGGGAGUAGUGGUAGUGGGAGUGGUGGUGGGAAUGGUGGUGGUGGGAGUGGUGAUGGGGGGAGUGGUGGUGGGAGGAGUGGUGGUGGGGGGAGUGGUGGUGGGGGGAGUGGUGGUGGGGGAAGUGGUGGUGGGGGGAGUGGUGGUGGGGGAAGUGGUGGUGGGAGGAGUGGUGGUGGGGGAAGUGGUGGUGGGGGGAGUGGUGGUGGGGGGAGUGGUGGUGGUGGGAGUUGA
Closterium sp. Naga37s-1 is the source of this 558-nucleotide messenger RNA. The record is from the annotation of a GenBank genome assembly. Lineage: Eukaryota; Viridiplantae; Streptophyta; Zygnematophyceae; Desmidiales; Closteriaceae.